AUGAAGCAAUUAUGGUUAGCUUUCUUUCUACUUGUGGCUUUUGUGAAUUCAAAACCAGUUAGCGUGAUGCUCAGCAAGUACAUGAAUAUGAGCUGGGAAUUCAUUGACGAUGAAGUUUAUAUGAACUUUCAAGUAAAUUUUAUUUAGUGCGCAGCUGGUUGGUGUGGGAUAGGCUUUGCAAGAACUAUGUUUGGCUGUGAUUACAUAAUAAUACGAGCAGACAACCAAAAUCCACUUGAACUAUGAGAUCAAUAUUCAGGAACCCACUUAACUCCUCCUAAUGAUGAAGACCUUGGAGGUAAAAAUGACUUGGUCUAUGUAAGUGGAGGUUUCAUUCCUACCACAAAUAACACGUCUGUCCGUUCCAGCGGGAUAAUUGAUGUGACUUUCAAAAGAAAACAAAAUACAGGCGAUAAAUUUGAUGCAGUUUUAUAUCCAGGAAUUACAUAUGAAACUAAUUUUGCUUAUCGAUUUGAAGAUUCCGAAUAUGUUCAGCCUGAUUACUUUGGUAUUUUUUAUAUAGAAUGUACGAAAUUAACAUUUUCAGUAGCCCAAGAUGGCUUCAAACAAUCUCCGCUGUCACAUACAACACAUAAUAUGGAACAUCAUGGGUUUACAGUUUCCUUUUUUUGGGUCGUUUCUCUACCUUUAGCCGUUUUAGUAGCCCGAUACUGUAAGCAAUAUUGGUGGUGGUAUUAUGUGCAUUUAAUAUUAGCAGGAAGCACAGUAUUCGCGACCUUAAUUGCAUCAGCUGAAGCAUUUAAAUUCCAUGAACAAGCCUUUACAACUUAUGAUAAAAUAAACAGAUUUCACUCAAGGCUAGGCUUUUCAUUAGCUUCUUUAGUAGUCGUGCAAGGCUUGACUGGGGUUUUAUUGAGAUUUUUUCAAAACUAUACUAAGAAUUUUGGAAUGACAAGGCAAGCAAGAAGGGUCCAUAGGGUCGUUGGAUAUUCAAUGCUUAUGGUAGGACUUAUCAAUUGCCAUUAUGGCUGGGAGCUUUAUGAUGAUAUGAUACUAUUUCCCUACUGGGCAAUGAUUUCUGUUAUUGUGUUUGGAUAUCUUAUGUUUGAAUUCAGAUACCAGUUUAGCCAUUAUUUUAAGAUUUUUGCGCAGCCGAAAUGGAAUCUUCCAGUCAUGACACAUCAAGAAGCAAUAAAACUAAUAAAAGAAGAUAAGCAAGAACUUAUGUUUAUCGAUGAAUUUGUCAUUGAUAUAAAAAAAUUUAAAUCCUCCCAUCCAGCUGGUUCCUAUUUAUUAACAGCUUCAAUAGGUCAAGAUGCCGGUAAGUUUAUAGCUGGUUGCACCAGCUUUGAUGGCUGAAUGAUGCCAUACAAGCACUCAAGACAUGCACUUACUAUUGCCCGAUCUCUUGCUAUCGCUGAAAUUCCAUACCCUCAAAACUUCUUACUAACCUCAAAAUCCUCACAAAAUGAAAGCCAAGAAUACAUGAAAUGGACAGUCACUCAAAAAGAAUUGGUCUCACAAGGAAUGUAUUUAUUAGAGCUUAGUUCUGAUUAUUAUAAAAUGAAUACCGUUUGUCAAUCUCUGUCAAAUAUCGGAAAGCAUUUUAGGGUUACAGGGCUACAUAAAGGAGAAGAAAUAUUUAAAUAUUAUAGUGCUAUAUUUUGUAGCUUCAGUGACUGGGCUCAAGAAGCAAAUGAAAAAGGGUUUACUACAAAAAGCUACCCAAAAACAAAGCCUGGGAGUAUACAGUUUGUAAUAAAGUUAUAUGAAAAAGGAAAAAUGUCCCAGUUUAUGUAUAGUCAAAACAUAGGUAGCCAAAUUAUAUUAAAAGGGCCAUUAGGCACUGGAUUAUGUUUAUCUCAAUUAAAAGGACACUAUUUAGCAUUUGCAGGGGGCACUGGAAUAAUUCCGUUUUUAGAUUUAGUUUAUUAUAUAUGAAAAGACGCCAUAACAAAUCAAGACUAUUUUGCUCCAGCUUCGUCCAAUACACAAAGAGUGAAUCAUUUUUCAUUAAAAAUUUAUAUCGCUUUUAAAAAUGAAGAAGUAGCGUUCGCUCACGACUUAUUUAAAGCUACCUCUGAGCUGGUUGGAGAAAAAGUCUUAAAAGUUUUCUACAAGACCUCUAGCACCGAGAAGUCUCAAGCACCAGUUAUAAUCAAAUCUCUUAUAGAUGACGAAAUAGACCUUGCUUGGAUCUGUGGGCCUUCUGGAUUUGAUCGAUUUGUCCAUGACACCCUUGUCGAGGGGGGACUAGAUAAUCAUAAGAUUAUGAUCCUUUAA
Messenger RNA from Blepharisma stoltei, 2244 nucleotides. NCBI's taxonomy places the organism in Eukaryota, Ciliophora, Heterotrichea, Heterotrichida, Blepharismidae. The record is from the annotation of a GenBank genome assembly.